AUGAAGAGCCUGCUCCUGACUGUCACACUGUUUGUCCUGGUGGCUGUCCUACAGGCCCAGGAUGACCUGCCCUUCCUCUCAGAAGAAAACAAACUCUCAGGCAUCUGGUUCGUAAAGGCCAUAGCGAUUCAAAGGAACCUGGCAGAGAAGAGGAGACCUGUGGUAGUGUUCCCUCACAGAGUGACAUGCCCGGAACAAGGAACUUUGGAGAUCAGGACCACUGUCAUGUCUGAGGGCCAGUGCAUUAAGGUAGGAUUUCGCAUCCAGAGAACAGAGGAGCCUGGUCAAUACACCACCUUUUCGGGCCAGAUGUUCUACUACAUCUAUGAGCUUCCAGUGAAGGACCACUACGUCAUAUACAUGGAAAACCUUUCGCUUGAGAAAGAAUCCCAAAGGGGAUUCCUCAUAGGAAGGUGUCCAGAAGAAAACCUGGAGGCCCUGGAAGAAUUUAAGAAUUUCACACAGCUCAAAGGAUUUUUCCAAGAAAAUAUCAUUGUGCCUGAGCAGAGAGCCCACCAGGACCACAACUGCCAAGCCAUCUUUGCCACUAGUACCCAGCAAUAA
Molecule: messenger RNA, 564 nt
Organism: Cricetulus griseus (Chinese hamster)
Lineage: Eukaryota; Metazoa; Chordata; Mammalia; Rodentia; Cricetidae
Source: RefSeq, a predicted model, not a curated record